AUGACAUGCUGCAGUAAUUGGCUGUUACGUUUAGCUCUUUGCCAUGGCAUAUUUGUGGGCUUCACCACGAUUUACAUUGAUAUCGAUAGACGUCUGGUGAAAUCAUAUACUUCAGUGAAAAUCUUUGUGUAUUUCAAAAAUCUUCUUUAUGCAUUCGUUAUGAUAUGUUAUCUUAUGGACAGUUUUGAUCUUGGCAGUUUUGACAAUGACAGUCCUGUCAUAUCGUUCGCUUUUAUUGCCACACAUGCUUCGCGCUCGCUGUUAUUUGUUGUGGUCAUAAUGUUGCGUAUCAAAGGAGAUAAGGCUUUAAAGAAGUGGCUGAAAAUAUUGCUGGUAUUGCAGACAGAAUAUUUUGACAAAUUACCCGAUACUUCAGUUGAUAAAAAUAUUAAAAAUGUCUUAACUCUUAAUAUUAUCUUGGUAAGUGCAAAUAUUUUGGGUACUACAAUUAGCCUAGUGCCUGCAUUGAUAAAGGGAGAUUUUUGGAGUUUAAUGGAUGUCUAUUUGCAAAGUUAUUUAAUGGAUAUGCAGCAUUAUAUUAUGCUACACCAUGGCUUUAUAUUGUGUUAUUUGAAUAACUUAUUUUCAAAGCUUAAUAAUCAGCUGCAUAGUAAACGUGUGGAACCAUGUUUGGCCAGCAUAUACUUUCAACUAACGAUGUUAUUGCAACAGGUGAAUGUCAUCUAUGGUCCAGCCAUAUUCACCAUACUUUUGUGUCUAUUGCUGACAAUUUCUAUAUUUGGAUAUGGCAUCAUCAUAUUUAUGAAUUUAAUAAACUAUGAAAUCUUUAUCUAUCAGUAUUUACUGACUUGCAGUGCUAUGAUCCUUUUAUGUAUUGAUAUGUAUUUGUAUUUCUUAAUAUGUGAUCGGGUGUACGAGACUUCCCGAGAAACGCAGAGAAUUUUAUUGGAAUUUAGUACUGGUCAAAAAAAUCAAGAGGUCGAAAGUGUUUGUCUAGGUCGCUUGCUGUUGCGGCAUAAUAUCAAUAUCUGUGGCAUGUUUAAUGUAGAUUUAAGUUCUCUAUUUGCGAUGAUUGCACAGAUUAUUUUGUACACUAUCAUUUUAAUACAAAUUGAUUAUACAAAAAUUUGA
Messenger RNA from Calliphora vicina (urban bluebottle blowfly), 1092 nucleotides. RefSeq names its product putative gustatory receptor 22b. The coding region runs from base 1 to 1092 and encodes 363 amino acids. The record is from RefSeq and is a predicted model, not a curated record. The transcript is spliced from 2 exons. Gene Ontology annotation, biological process: chemosensory behavior; sensory perception of taste; male courtship behavior. Gene Ontology annotation, cellular component: axon; neuronal cell body; membrane. NCBI's taxonomy places the organism in Eukaryota, Metazoa, Arthropoda, Insecta, Diptera, Calliphoridae.